Molecule: messenger RNA, 4171 nt
Organism: Microcebus murinus (gray mouse lemur)
Lineage: Eukaryota; Metazoa; Chordata; Mammalia; Primates; Cheirogaleidae
Gene: HJURP
Product: Holliday junction recognition protein
Biological process (GO): CENP-A containing chromatin assembly
Cellular component (GO): nucleus; chromosome, centromeric region
Molecular function (GO): histone binding
Source: RefSeq, a predicted model, not a curated record
GGGUUGCUGCGCGGUUCGUGGCCGGGUCUGCCGCGAGCCAUGGCGGGCGAGGUCCCGGGGCGGGACGCGCUGCUGCUGCGGAAGCUCCAGGAGAGCCGCUGCCGCUUCCAGAAGCGCAUGCAGCGGCUGAUAGAGAAGUACAACCGGCCCUUCGAGGACGCGCCGCUCGUGCAGAUGGCCACGCUCACCUACGAGACGCCCCAGGGCUUGAAAAUUUGGGGUGGAAGACUAAUAAAGGAAAGAAACAAAGGACAAAUGCAGGACUCCCCUGUGAUGCCCACGGAUGGGACACAUGGCCCCGUGCGAGCCACAGCGCAAGGCCCUGAGCUUCCCGAACAAAGCACACAGGUCCUGGAAGCUGAUUCAGAAAGCAGCGAUGUCGAUGCAACUUUAGACCAGGAAGAUCGGGCUGUCACGCCUGCAGUGCCUCAAAGCCCUUUGAAAAAUGAGUUAAGAAGAAAAUACUUAACCCAAGUGGAUAUACUGCUACAAGAUUCAGGGUGUUUUGAGUGCGCAGACGACGACGGAGCUGAAAAGGACACACUCGUGACCCUGCUCCCCUCGCUGGCCUCCGCCGCCACGCCUGCCCCUGGAUAUGGUAGUGCUGUCUCUGGAGAGAGUCCUGGGGACCCAGCUGAAUCAGCUUCAUCUCCCAAACAAUGGGACCCUCCACGUCCUUGCUCAACAGACAUGGCCAUAGUACCUAGAAAUGACAGUCUCUCACUAACAAGGACCAGUAGCAGCAGCUUCUUAAGCAGCCAGUCCUUUGUAGAUGACGACAUUUGCAACGUGACAAUCAGUGACUUGUACGAGGGCAUGGUGCACUCGAUGAGCCUGCUGCUGAGUUCGAAGCCCUCAAGCAUUAUCUCCACCAAAACGUUCAUCAUGCAGAACUGGAACGCGAGGAGGAGGCACAGAUGUAAGAACAGGAUGAACAAAACAUACUGCAAAGGAGGCAGACAUUUUCAGAGGCGCCCCAAGGAGAGGUUUUUACCCUCCUCUGAACCUGUGCAAGAGAGAGGAGUAUUAAGAGAUCGUAAGAACCUACUAGAUAUUUCUUACUGUAAGACAGGUUUAAAAUUGGAAAAAGCUUUUCUUGAAGUAAAACCCCAAAUCCAAAAGUCAGAUCCGAGUUGGAAGGAGCUUAAAGUGACACCCCAGAAGUAUUCCUUAUUGACUUAUUUAGGCCCCAUUGGAACACAUAGUCCUGAUCAGGAAAAUAGAUAUAUGACAUUAAAAUGGUUACUUUCUCCUGUAAAAAGGGUUUGCAGACCAAGAAUACUACCGGGCCAUGGAGGGACUUGUCAUAGGGAGAUUGAAAUCAAAUUCAAUGAGCUCUAUCGGAAAUACUGCCUGACUCCCAGCAGACAGCCUCGCCUGACUGGCCCCCCCGGUUCCUGGGCUGUGGACGUGCAUAGAGGCGGUCCCACCAGCCCUGGUGGCCGCCAGGGCUUAGAAACCCACAGGCUGAGUUUCCCUUUCAACAAAGCAAAAGCAAAAAGUCUGACCGAGGCUUUUGAAACUGCAGGCAGAAGGCCCACGGAGGAGAGUGGGUGCCUGCCGAGGGGAGGUUCCUCUUUGUCACUCUCAAAUGCCAGCCCCACACCGAGCCCGGGUCGCUCUCAGCAGAUGCCUGACUUUCAUUUCCAAGGAAUCAGUUCUGGAACGUUUAGAAAGUCCGUAUUGCCUGGCAGAGUUGUUUCAGUACCAAGGAUAGGACCUCUGGGCUCUGGAAGAGACCGUUAUGAUGAAAUCAAAGAACAAUUUGACAAGCUUCAUCAAAAGUACUGCCCGAAAUCGCCUGUGCGGGCGAGGGCGCCUUUAGGUAUUAGAGCGUCUCCAGGUAAAGCAAGUGUGGAAGUUUGGUACCAAACAGAAGAUUUAGGAACGUUAAAUCCAGACCCUCGCUUCCAGGGUUCCCCAAAGUUAUCGCUGUCCUCGUCACCCAUGAGAAGUCUGCUGGGCUCAGCUGCAACUGUGGCUCAUCCAUCUGCCCGCGUCCCUUCUGCUACCGGGAGGGACCUUCAGUCGCCUGCAAAAAGACUCAGGUUAUCAGACCCCUGGGGGUGUGGACGAGACGUCCAUUCCCGGGAUUCCUCCGGUUGGGUGGGCAGAGCCGCCCCCAGACCGGGAGAGCAGGGCAGCUCCUCACAGCCCGACUCGGAGGAGGAGAAGAGGAAUGAAGGACGCUUUCAGGAUGGAAGAGAAAAUUGGUUUUUGUGCUAGGAAAAUUCAAAGCUAAAAAUCUCCAGCCAGGUUAACGUUGGAGCGUUGUCUCUCUAUACUCUCGCCCUCUGUUUAUGGUUGUUGUUUUGUUUUAUUUUGUUUUGUUUUUAAUUCCCAAGACAACGUGAGAACUUGGUUGACUUAUCUGUCCUUAAAGCAAAUGUCAGUGAAAUCAGCUGCAUAGGAGAUGACUCUGCAUAUAGAAAUUGUGUGAAUAAAUGCUCGAUUAAAAUGUUUCAGGUCAUCGUUUGUAGGCCUUUGUUUCACAUGUUUUCUUUCUUAAAUUUAGACACGUCCAGAGACACGUCCUUCUCCCUUAGGUUUCCUAUUUCAUUAGAGAGUGUCGUUUGCUUGUGAAACCUGAGUUUAAGCCCUGGAUACAAGUCAUCCUUAAAGGAAAAUACAGCUCCUUUGUCUUUUAAAUUCAAAACCAUGGACAGCAGAUUAAAACCUAAUACAGGUUAAGCGUCCCUCAUCUGAAAUGCUUGGGACCAGAAGUGUUUUGGAUUUCGUGGUUUUUCAGUAUUUGAGAUAUUUGCAUAUACAGUUGACUCUUAAUCAACAAGGGUUAGAACAGACCAGGUCCACUUAAAUGUAGAUUUUCUUCUGCCUUCACCACUGCUGAGACAGCAAGACGAACCCCUCCUCUUCCUCCUCCUCAGCCUGCUCAACAUGAAGACAGUGAGGAUGAAGAUCUUUAUGAGGAUCCACUCCCACUUAGUGGACAGUAAAUAUAUUUUUUCUUCCUUAUGACUUUCUUAAUAACAUUCCUUUUCUCUAGCUUACUUUAGUGUAAGAAUAUAGGAUAUAAUACAUGCAACAUACAAAAUAACGUGUUAAUGGACUGUUUGUUAUCAGUAACAGUUCUGGCCAACAGUAGGCUAUUAAUAGUUUAGUUUUUGGGGAGUCAAAAGUUUUUGACUACAUGGGGGUGAUUGAGACGCCUACCCUGCAUUGUCGAAGGGUGAGCUAUACAUGAGGAGAUAUCUUGGGGGUGGGAUCUAGGUCUAAAUAUGACAUUUAUUUAUGUUUUAUAUAUACCUUAUCACAUAGCCCGAAGGUAAUUUUAUGUGAUAUUUUUAAUAAUUUUGUAUAUUAUUAAAAGCAAAGUUUUAACUGUGACUUGUCACGAGAUCAGGCAUGAAAUUUUCCACUUGUGGCAACAUAUUGGCACUCAGAAUGUUUCACAUCUUUGGAUUACACAUGUCCAACCUAUAUAAUUCACCCAUAAAAAAUAAUUCCUAUCAUCCUUAUAUUUUUAGAUGAAAACAUGUUGUAUUUUAGCAGUCCUGCUAGUUCCAAAACGCUCUUGCAACCAUAACAGCAUCUAUGACGCCUUGUGAUUUUUAGUGCAGCCAUUCAUGACAGGAUAUCACAGUGACUAUUUUUUAAUGAAAUAUUUCAAAUAUUCAGAGUGCAGUAACAAAACCCAUGCUGGAGUAAACUGUUGUUAGUAUAUUGCUGUGUGCGUUUUGGCUUUUUGUGAAUGAAAGGUUAAAGAUUAAGUUAUGCACUGUCAUUCCCUUCCCCGCCCUGGGCUGAUGCUGGUGUGCGUCCCUUCCCCCCACACCUUGUGCUGGGACCACGUUACCUGUGUGCACGAGUCCGCGCUGGCUACCGUAAUGAAACGCCAGGGACUGGGUGGCUAAAGCGACAGAGAUCUAUUUCCUCACGGUUCUGGAGGCUGCACGUCUGAGGCAGGGAGGCAGCACGGUCGGGUUUUGGUGGGGGCUCUCUCCCUGGCUUGCAGGCAGCCGCCUUCUUGCCGUGUCCUCACUUAAUGGAGGGAGAGAGAGCUCUCUCUGCUGUCUCUUGUAAUGGCUCUAAUCCCACCUUCGUGACCACAUCCAAACCUCAUCGCCUCCCAAAGGUUCCGUCUCCAAAUACCAUCACCCAGUGGUUAGGGCUUUACCGUAUGAAUUCGAGGGAUACAAUGAGGUCCACC